Messenger RNA from Lodderomyces theae, 2946 nucleotides. It is a transcript of the gene CNH1, whose product is annotated as Cnh1p. NCBI's taxonomy places the organism in Eukaryota, Fungi, Ascomycota, Pichiomycetes, Serinales, Debaryomycetaceae. Gene Ontology annotation, cellular component: plasma membrane. Gene Ontology annotation, biological process: sodium ion export across plasma membrane; intracellular potassium ion homeostasis; proton export across plasma membrane. The transcript has a single exon. Gene Ontology annotation, molecular function: sodium:proton antiporter activity. The record is from RefSeq and is a predicted model, not a curated record. The coding region runs from base 1 to 2946 and encodes 981 amino acids.
AUGGUGUGGUCGCAACUAGAAGUGACGACACCUCACAUUGCAUAUGCGUGUGUUGGUAUAUUCUCGACCCUAUUUUCACUAGUGUCCUUAUUUGUUAAGGAACGAUUAUACAUUGGUGAAGCUACAGUUGCUACCAUUGCUGGUCUCAUACUUGGGCCGCAUUGUCUAAACUGGUUUGCACCCACUACAUGGGGUAAUGCAGACUUGAUCACAUUGGAAAUAUGUCGAAUAGUUUUGUGCAUACAGAUUGUUGCCGUUUCCGUUGAGUUGCCACGAAAAUACAUGAAAAAACAUUGGCUAUCAGUAGCCAUUCUUUUACUACCGGUUAUGACCGUGGGCUGGCUAGUUGUUGGCUUGUUCAUUUGGGCUUUAAUUCCUCAUUUUACUUUUAAUGAUGGCUUAUUGGUAAGUGCCUGUGUUACUGCAACUGAUCCAGUCUUGGCUGCUGCUGUUGUCGGUAAAGGUAAGUUCGCGGAAAGAGUUCCUGGUCAUUUGCGUAACUUGUUAUCUGCCGAGUCUGGCUGUAACGAUGGAAUGGCCUUCCCUUUUAUUUAUUUGUCACUUAAUUUGAUUGUACAUUCAGGACACGCUGGAGAAAUUGUCAAGGAUUGGAUCUUGUUGACUAUUUUGUGGGAAUGUGUAUUUGGAAUCGUGUUGGGAAUUGUUAUAGGAUACGUUUUGAGAAAGAUUGUUGAGUUUGCGGAAACCAAGAACUUGAUUGAUCGAGAAUCAUUUUUGGCAAUCUUUAUAUUUAUUGCUUUCAACUCAGCUGGAAUAGGAUCCAUGUUGGGAGUUGACGAUUUGUUAGUGUCGUUUGCCGCAGGCACCACUUUUGGUUGGAAUGGUGCAUUUGCUAAAAAGACCGAAGAAUCUCAUGUAUCGACUGUUAUUGAUUUACUUUUGAACUUGUCGUUUUUUGUUUAUUUUGGUGCAAUUAUCCCAUGGCCGCAGUUCAAUGAUGCUUCAAUUGGAUUGAAUGUUUGGAGAUUGAUUAUUUUGGCGUUGGUCAUUAUCUUUUUAAGAAGAUUACCCGCAGUUGUAUGUUUGAAACCAUUUACGCCUGAUAUCAAAACAUGGAGAGAAGCAUUUUUUUGUGGCCAUUUUGGGCCCAUUGGUGUUGGAGCUAUAUUUGCAAGCAUAUUGGCAAGAGGAGAUCUUGAAAGUCAUUAUACAACCGAGGAAACUCCUUUAAGUGAGGUUCCAGGACGCGGAUUCCCACACGAUCAAUUACUAGUUACAAUUUGGCCACUAGUGUGUUUUAUUGUGGUUACAUCCAUCAUUGUGCAUGGUUCUUCUGUUGCAGUUUUGACAUUGGGUAAGAGGUUGAACAGAAUGGCCAUUACAAUGUCAUUUACUGCCACAACCGGUGAAUCUGGUAGUGGUCCAAACUGGAUCCAGAGAUUGCAAAAGCUUGAUAGGACCAACUCGUCAUAUUCUUUGCAUAGAGUUGACACUAUGGCACCGGACGAAAAGGAACUGCAAGAAGAAGGCGAAGUGCAACACGAUCAAAGUCAACUACCUGAGACGAGUGGUAUCAAAGUCCGUCCAGCAGGAGGGGCCAAAAGGAGAAAGAAAAAGAGGAGACACCAAAGGCAAGGACUUAUUCAGAAAACAUUGUCAAGAGUUACAAGUGGAGAUGACGAAAAUGGGCACGCGCCAAGACACAAACCACACCAGGAGGUUCUACAGUUGGGUGGUCACACUGGUGGUGGUGGUGCUCAUGCUAAUACUGCUCCUGCAGCUACUGCAGACGAAGAAAAAGCUCAGCAUACGCCAACAAAAAGUACCUCUUCUUCAGAGCCCGAGGUUACUGCAGAAGUUAAAAACUCAUCUUCCUCCGCUGAAGGUGAGCAAUUACUCGAUCCUCAUGAGAAAACUUCAGGUAAGCUGGAAUAUGGCGAGCGCAGCAAGCCGGAAACUCCCGUUCCGACAUCUGCGUAUCAAGAAGGUGACAGAAUCAUCAUUGAAGAUCAAUUUGGAGAAGUUAUGGACAACCUUACCUUGGGUAGAAGAAAAGAGGCAGCUGAGAAGCGGAGAAAACUGCAAAGUAGUAACAAGCAGCCACCCACGGAUGCUGAUGCGGAUGAUGAAGCAGAAGAAGGAAAGGAGGAUGAAAGUAUACACUCUAUGGAAUCUUUGCAAAGACAUAUGUCUCAGUAUUCAAAUGCAUCAACCAUGAAAAGCGACGAAUCAGAAUCGGGUAGUGCAGAAGAUACAGGUGGAAGAUUGUCGCCAUUACGCAAGAGACUAUCUCGCUCUGCUUCUCGACGCUCCUACUAUAGAAAAGAUGACCCCAAUAGGAAAAAGGUUUAUGCCCAUCGUAUUGAUAAUAUCAUAACCAUUGAAAAUGAGGAUGGUGACAUCAUAAGAAGAUACAAGGUUAACCGCCAUGCUUCUACAGUACCAAAUCCAACGCCAAACAGAUCUAGAUCGUCAACAUUGGUGGGAAAGAUGAAAUCAUUUGUCGGUAUGAAACCAAAUGACAUUGCUACAUCACAAACAGGUGCAACAAAUCACCCGUCGUCGUCGCAAACUGACCCAAUUGCAGAAGUACCCAAAGUACAUGUAACUGAUUUGGAAAAGGGAGUUCACCAUAACAUUCUCAUACCUCAAACCGAGCGUGAUCCUCAUCCAGAUAGUGCCAAACUUGAUAAGAUUGAGGACAAAAUUGCGUCCAUCUUGGAAACUAAACAUGCCAAGGGUCAUCACUCGGCAGUGAGGAAAGCAUCGCCGCCCCCACCACAAAGGUCUCAGGCACAUGACCCUAUAGAAGAGGAAGAAUAUUACGAUGACGAGGAAGAAGGCACUUCUGACGAUGAUGUGGAAGAUGAAGAUGAAGAUGAAGAUGAGGAUGAGGAUGAGGAGACGGAAGUCGAGAAGCAAAGAAGAUUGCAAGCAUUGGGCAAAUUGCCAAAUAAGAAUCGCGAUAAAAACGACGAGGAAUAG